CAAGGCAAGGCUAGGCUAGGCUACUCCGCUCGCUACUCCGCGCGAUCACCGAUUUCGUAAGCGUGCGGUGUCGUCAGUCGUGGUAAGUGCCGGGAAUAUCGCCGGGCCUGAGCCUCGCGCUAUCGGCAGUUUGUUGCAAUCAGCAACUGUCGGCAACGAUUCGCUCGCGAGUAACACGCGGCAGGCGUGACACGAUUGAUCGCGGAUGACCUGGCAUUGCGUUCGCGAAAAAGAAAAACUUGCGAGCUUAUCCGAGGACGAGGAACAUGUAUACCGUGUCAAAAGGGCCUAGCAAGAUCGUAGCGAAAACACGACGAGGGAUCAGUCAGAAUCUCGAGAGAUUGGAAACUCUGCGCGAUCUGACAAGGAAGGCCGACAUUGAGGAUGACGACGAGAUCACUUGUCAUGUACCAAAACCAGUCUUCCAUGUGAAUGGGAAAUCCAAGUUUAUCUCGCAGCGACAUCAGAUGCAACAAGUUAUCAUCACGCCACAGCACGAGGAACUUGUCAAAUUUAUCUAUGAAUCAUGGAAUCAAAUUAAUACACGGGAAAGAAACGAAUGUUGCGAUGGUACAGAAUGUGCAGAACUUUGCAGUCCUAACGAUUCGAUAGUAUAUUACGAUGAUGGUGAAAAAAACGAUAGUCUUCAGGGCUUUAAACCGUUCGAUUUGGAAUCUUGGUGGGGCUCACGAUUGUAUCAUAAUCUCUUAAAGUCACUCUGAGAUAUUCAAAGAGCUAAGAUUAUUUUUCCGAGGACUUGUACUACUUUGGAAGUAGUAGUAUGGCAGCCCGUGCUACGCAAAUUAAUCAGUAUCGCGUUUUAAACAUGUGAUCUAAGCCUGAUCGAGUGUUUGAAAAUUGGUAAGAUAGCGUUAAAUGUGGACCUCGGAUGUGAUUUCAUACAUGAAUAAUAAUGUAUUCAAAUUACCGGUUAAAAUAUCACUCGAAUUGUACAUAUAUAUAUACGAUCACAUCACAUGUUACAAAGCGAUAAGUCAGUACAUCUGUGAGCUUACACACGCGUAUGCAAUACACAAUAAUAGCAAACACCGUUAAUAAUUCAAAUGGUCUAAUAACGAUUGUUUUUAUAUGCAUUUUGUUAUAAUGAAAGUUUAUGCAAAAUAUUGAUACUUGUUUAUUGCUCUUUAUUGUUAGAACUGCUCAAUUUUAAUAAGAUGCAGAAUAUCGUUUUUGUACAGAGCUUUGAAACGAUGCAACAAAGUUUCACAAAACUUUUGUAGAAGACAAUUUGUAGAAUAAUGCGAAAUACGCAAAUGUAAACCCAAUUGUUAAAAAAUUCCGAUUCUCGUUACAUUUUCAACAUAAUCGAGGACGCGAUCCAGUAUGUACCAAUGCGUAUACCAAAAUAAGGCUAACAUAAGUAAUUGUGAGCAAAAGACCUAUAGCUGUAUACGGUAUGAAUCCUGCGUGAGGUUGAUGAAUUUUUAAUCUUAGAAUGUUGUAUAUAUUUUGCAUGCAGUGAUCGCGUGAAUGCAUGACAUAAUGGUGCGGAUAUUUGUUACGACAAUUUGCGUUUGAUUUUUAUGUAAGGAGAAAUUUAGUAUAAAUUCGUAGACUGAUAAUAUGUAAGAGAAUAAUCUAUAUAUAUAGUUAUUCGUCGAGUUGUAGCUCGCAGCCGAUGAUGCAAUCUGUUGUUGAGCUCGCUCAUCAAAUUGUUAUAUUAUGGUGGCAAGUUAAAUUGUUUCUAUCCUCGUAUUGUUACGUAUCUGCAGUAUCGGACUAUUGCAAUGAGCCUCCGAUUAGCGACAAUUUAAAUGCCACAAUAUUACGCGUCUGAUAAAGCGCAGUUCGCGAAAGUAGUCGUCAUGUAGUGCGAUAAAAUUCAGCCAUGUGCAGUUGAAUUUUACACGAUCAUGAAUAAAUACCUCUUUAUACAUACAGAAA
Wasmannia auropunctata (little fire ant) is the source of this 1905-nucleotide messenger RNA. Its product is annotated as protein FAM195A. The transcript has 6 exons. NCBI's taxonomy places the organism in Eukaryota, Metazoa, Arthropoda, Insecta, Hymenoptera, Formicidae. The record is from RefSeq and is a predicted model, not a curated record. Bases 267 to 722 code for a protein of 151 amino acids.